AUGCGCGAAUUCAAUGCAGUCGUCUUGGGAGCUGGGGGCGUUGGUAAAUCAGCUCUCACAUGCCGUUUUAUCAGAGACGUCUUUGUAGACACUUAUGAUCCAACUAUCGAGGAGGAAUACAGCCGCGAGUUUAACGUCGAUGGCGAAUGGACUAAGCUCGAGGUACUAGAUACAGCAGGUGCAGAGCAGUUCACUGCGUUCAACGAGAUGUACAUCAAGUCCGGGAUGGCAUUCAUCUUGGUCUUCAGUUUGACACAGAGAACCACCCUUCGCGAGGUUGACCACCUCCGACAACAAAUAUACCGAAUCAAAGGCGCCAAUUCGAACGUCCCCAUCGUAGUCGUGGGCACAAAGUCAGACUUGACUGCGGAGCGCGACGUAGAUCGUGAGCUCAUCGCAGCGACGGCCGAGCGCUGGGGACUCCCCUUCUACGAAACCUCCGCAAAGAGGAACUGGCAUGUCAAUGACGUGUUCGAAGAUCUCAUCCGCCAGAUGCGUGAGCGCUACCCAGUGCACCCGAGGCGGAAACGUGAGCGUUGUAUAAUUAUGUGA
Molecule: messenger RNA, 552 nt
Organism: Fomitiporia mediterranea MF3/22
Lineage: Eukaryota; Fungi; Basidiomycota; Agaricomycetes; Hymenochaetales; Hymenochaetaceae
Exons: 7
Coding region: 1-552 (183 amino acids)
Biological process (GO): signal transduction
Cellular component (GO): plasma membrane
Molecular function (GO): GTP binding; GDP binding; GTPase activity
Source: RefSeq, a predicted model, not a curated record